Molecule: messenger RNA, 1653 nt
Organism: Paraglomus occultum
Lineage: Eukaryota; Fungi; Glomeromycota; Glomeromycetes; Paraglomerales; Paraglomeraceae
Source: the annotation of a GenBank genome assembly
AUGAAAAAACGGUCAACAAAAGCGAAGGGGAAAGGUUUCAAGAAUGAGGCUUCCCAGCACAAACAACAAUUAGAAGCAUUGAAAGAAAAAGAUCCAGAGUUCUUUGAGUAUCUUCAAAAGAACGAUAAAGAGUUGCUCGAAUUCAAUUUAUCUGAUGAAUCUGAUUCAAACGAUGAAGAAGCACAAGCACUUGAAGAAGCUGGCUUAAAAGAUCAAGAGAAGGUUGCUGGGCCUUCGGUAGUAACCAAUGAGCUUGUCUCAAGUUGGCAGCACGCCAUUACCAAGAAAAAAUCACUCCGUAUUCUCAAACGUCUUCUCCUUGCGUUUCGAGCUGCUGCUCAUGUGAACGAUGCGGACGACAUCUCCAAAACAUUUGCCUACAAAAUUACCAGUGCUGCCGUGUUCAAUAAUCUUGUGGUCGUUUGCCUGAAACAUGUGAGCGACGUGUUCGAUCACCACUUGAAAACAAAAGAUGUCGUUACGAAAAAAAAUCUCCCCAAUACAGCUAAGAAAUGGAAGACUGUUGAGCCUCUCGUACGAUCUUACAUCACUAGCCUUCUCCAUCUUCUUAGAAGCCUUUCUGAAAACGAUAUGGUGUAUUUUGUAUUGAAAGAAACAGAAAAGUCUAUUCCGUAUUUUUUGUGUUUUACUAAACAAUCCAAGAAUUAUUUGAAAGAGUUGUUGCAGUUCUGGGGAACUGGAGAUGAUAAAGUGAAAAUUGCCUCAUUUUUAAACGUGCGUACUCUGGUGACUACGGCUCCUAAACCGUUUGUUGAAACUUGUCUGAAGGGGAUAUACAUGACAUUUGUUCGUAGUUGUCAGACGACAACAACACACACUUUACCCGGGAUAAAUCUCAUGCGCAAUUGCGGAGUCCAAGUUUUUGGCAUUGAUUUGAAUACAUCAUAUCAAACGGCGUUUGUUUACAUUCGGCAAUUGGCAAUUCACUUGAGAAAUUCCAUGGCAAUAAAGAGUCAAGAAUCGUACAAAUCAGUAUAUAAUUGGCAAUUUAUUCACUGUAUAGAGUUUUGGUCACAACUACUCGCCACCCAUUGCGACAAGCAACGUGUUGCAGAGUCGGGCGAAAGUGUUUUACAACCAUUAAUUUAUCCUUUGGUGCAAGUAACAAUCGGAGUAAUAAGCCGCACAGGAGUAUUCAUCCCGCUUGCACCGUACAUAUUUUCUAUCCUUUCCUCGCCCGAGAUUCGGCGCAAGCCCAAGCCAUCAACGUUAAAACCUUUAGACUUUUCUGUACACCUGAAGGCUCCAAAAAGUUACUUGCAUACUAGAGUAUAUCAGGACGGAUUAAUAGAAGAGUUGGUAAGAGUGAUGGGAGAGUAUUAUGGAGGACAAUGCUUGUCGAUUGCAUUUCCAGAGUUGGCUAUUCCGGCUAUCGUCCAGAUAAAGAGACACGUUAAGAAGUCGAAGAAUUUGAAACUGAAUAAGCAACUUCAUGUUUUGGUUGAGAAGUUUGAGCAAAAUGCAAAAUACAUCCAGCAAAAACGUCAGCACGUAGAAUUUAGUCCCAACAACCGAGCACAAGUGAAAACAUUUUUGAAAGAUUCGUCUCCUGAAGAAACACCUCUUGGAGCUUAUAUACAGUCGGUUAGAAAACUAAAAGAACAAAGGAAACAAUUAACUGAACAAAGUUGA